UCCGAAUCGCGCGCCCAUCGUUUUUGAGCACGGCGCGCCCGCUAAUAUAGUGCAGCACCACAACGACUUAUAAAAACCGCGAGCGCGCCUCGCCGACGCCGCCUGGACAGCGCUCGAGCCGACGCCCCUCUCUCAGCUCAAAACCAGUAGUGGCUGGCAGUCAUGCCGCGCGCGUCCACUAACGCGCAGUUGGACGCAUCGAGCCCGCGAGUCGCCUGGACUGUCGCAGUCGCGGCGCUGGCAGUCCUCGCCGGCCGCGAGCUGCAGCGCGCGUCAACGUGUGCCCUCCACCCGAAGGACGAGGCGCGCGCCGCGGCGCUCGUCGAGGCCGAGGUUGGAAGAUUAUGGGCCGCGUCGAGUCAAGCAUCAAAUGAUGCGGACGCCCAGCUUAAACUGCUGACGAAGGAGCUGGUCGACGUGGAGAAAUUAGCGUCGUCACUAGUCGGCCGCGCUCAUGAUGAUGCCGAAGCCGUCGCGGCGGCCAUCGAGGCGGCGCCCGCACCCGCGGACAAGAAUAGUGACGACGCCUGGGCCGAGGCGCGGCGAUUGGCCGAGGCCGCGAGGGCGGACGCCGACGCCGCGCAGGCCAGUGCCGAGGCUUCCCAAAAGGACGCCCAGCAGGCGGCGUCUGUCGCUGCUGCCGCGAAGCCCCGCGACGAAACUUUAGCCGAGAUCGAAAGUGCGGCCGUCGCCGUCGAGGAGCGGUCGCGGCAAGCGACCACGGCUCUAGAGCAAGCUUCAAAACAACUCGCCGCCGCCGAAGACGCCUCGUCCCAGCUCCAGAAGGAGUUGAAGCGGACGCCGCCCGCUUCCGUAGGCGACCGCGCGCUCCGGAAGGCCGUCGACGAAGUCACCGAAGCUGCGGCAAAAGCUGCAGCAGCUAGAAGGGGCGGCCGCGAGACGACGAACGACGUCAAGGCCCUCGUUGAUGCCGCUGUAGAUGACUUCUUCGACGGGGACCGGGUCGGUAGGUUCGACUACGCUCUCCAAGCGGCCGGGGCGAAAGUGGUGCCUGCACAAACGUCGGAGCCGUACACGCCGCGCGGGGCCAUCAUACCAACAAAAGUCUGGCACGCUCUGGGUCUGGAUGCGGGCGUCGGCCGCGCGGCCGACGCGCUUUCCGCUGUUAAUGACUUCGGCCGGUGCUUCGCGUUUAGAGGCGCCGAAGGGAAGCUGACGGUGCGCCUCUCGAGGCCCGUGCGGCCGACCCAUUUUAGUGUAGAGCAUUUACAUGCGGCUCUAUGUGAUCCCGCCCGCAACGCGAACUGCUCGUCGGCGCCUCAACAAAUGGACGUCGUCGGCAGGAGUGGUGACGGCUCUCUGGUCGAGUUCGGCUCUUUUAGCUAUGCGGCAUCAACAGACGCGCCGACGGUGCAGACGUUCGCGGCGGCGUCGCUCGGGGAACGGGUCGACGCCGUCACGCUCCGGGUCAAGAGCAACCACGGCCACCCGGACUACACGUGCCUGUACCGCUUCCGCGUGCACGGGGACGAGUAA
This is a messenger RNA of Pelagomonas calceolata, 1497 nucleotides long. Lineage: Eukaryota; Pelagophyceae; Pelagomonadales; Pelagomonadaceae. The record is from the annotation of a GenBank genome assembly.